AUGCCUUCUCCUCUCUAUGUGCAAUCUGAGUUCUGCACUGAUCAUAGAAGUGAUGAAAAUAAAAGGCUAGAUCUCAAUCUGUGCCAUUCCAUGCCAAAAUUUUCUAUGUUGGAUAAUAAACGCCCGGCCUGGUUUGAUUUAGAUGAAAAAAGAAGGUACAAGAGGGUGAAACAAGAACCAAGUACUAAUAGCUUAUCUACCUUGUCAAGACUGCACUUCAGGGAUUAUAUUUGGGCUUACACAGAAAGGUAUUUAGCAAUUGAGGCUAUGGAAGAAGCAACUGCAGCUAUGGUGGUUAGUGACAAAAAUGAAGUUAAAGAAGAAGAAGGAAGUGAUGGGAUGAAACUAGUGCAACAGCUCAUUUCUUGUGCUGAAGCUGUAGCUUGUCGCGACAAAACACAUGCUUCUGCAUUAUUAUCCGAGCUAAGAGCUAAUGCCCUUGUUUUUGGGACGUCAUUUCAAAGAGUUGCUUCUUGCUUUGUUCAAGGGCUAUCUGAUCGGCUUGUGCUUGUUCAACCACUUGGGGCUGUCGGAAUUUCAGCUUCUCCAGCAAAAACAAUUACUAGUUUCACAUCAGAGAAGGAUGAAGCCUUGCGCCUUUUCUAUGAAAUUUUGCCACAAAUCCAAUUUGGUCAUUUUGUUGCAAACGUGACCAUAUUGGAAGCCUUUGAGGGAGAGAGUUCUAUUCAUGUUAUUGACUUAGGUAUGUCACUUGGCCUACCACAAGGCCAACAAUGGCGUAAUCUAAUACACAGACUAGCUAAUAAUAGCUCGGCCAACCCACCUAAGCGCCUUCGAAUAACUGGCGUAGGAAACUCCGGUGAACGCCUAGAAGCAAUAGGGAAUGAGCUAGAAUGCUAUGCAAGAUGCAUGGGAUUCAAUAACUUGGAAUUUUUAUAUGUCGAAAGCAGCCUAGAAAACCUGAAAGCAGAAGACUUCAAAGUUCUUGACGGUGAAGUUGUAAUCAUAAAUAGCAUUCUUCAGUUACAUUGUGUUGUGAAAGAAAGCCGAGGAGCAUUAAACUCAGUUCUACAAAAACUACAUGAACUAUCACCAAAAGUGGUAAUUUUAGUAGAGCAAGAUUCAAGCCAUAAUGGCCCCUUCUUUCUAGGAAGGUUUAUGGAAGCAUUACAUUACUAUUCAGCUAUUUUUGACUCAUUAGACGCAAUGCUGCCUAAGUAUGACACAAGGCGAGCGAAGAUAGAGCAAUUUUUUUUCGCGGAGGAAAUCAAGAAUAUUGUUAGCUGUGAAGGGCAAGCAAGAGUGGAGAGACAUGAAAGACUGGAUCAAUGGCGGAGGAGGAUGAGCAGGGCUGGAUUUCAACCUGCACCUAUAAAGAAGAUAGCACAAGCCAAGCAGUGGUUAGCUAACGCGAAGAUUUGUGAAGGCUAUACUGUUACAGAAGAGAAAAGUUGUUUGGUUCUUGGAUGGAAAUCAAAGCCUAUAGUUGCAGCUUCAUGCUGGAAAUGCUCCUGAAACUGAAAUCACCUGCUGUUACUCACUAUAUCAGCAGAUUGCAGUUGCAGGUGCUCAAGUGGGAAUGUUUAAGGAUUACUGGGUUUAAGCUCUGAUGUUGGCUGUUGAUCAACAA
Molecule: messenger RNA, 1591 nt
Organism: Jatropha curcas
Lineage: Eukaryota; Viridiplantae; Streptophyta; Magnoliopsida; Malpighiales; Euphorbiaceae
Product: GRAS family protein RAD1
Source: RefSeq, a predicted model, not a curated record